Molecule: messenger RNA, 309 nt
Organism: Symbiodinium sp. CCMP2456
Lineage: Eukaryota; Dinophyceae; Suessiales; Symbiodiniaceae
Source: the annotation of a GenBank genome assembly
AUGGUCUUAUCCUUUGCUCCUGGCUGGUGGGGUCCUCCGGAGAUGGCACUGUUGAAUGAUUUCCGGAUGGCAAUGGAUGAGCUGCUGGCAUCGCCUGAGCAGGAGACAGCUGACUAUGCGAAAGAGGCCUACGACAACCUGAUGCUCGCCAUAAACCAGCAACAGCGGCAAUGGGCGGGCACCAAGGAUGCAAACGCUUUCUUUCCAGAUGCAGACUACGACAUCUGGGCUCGUGGCGAUCCACGGACGGAGGCACGCCUCGUGCCACCACCCUGCGGCUGCUUGGAGCUUUAUGAGGUCCAGCUAUAA